AUGGAAGGUCUUGACUAUACCGAAACCUUUUCACCCGUAGCCAAAUUGGUCACCCUCAAAUGCUUACUUGCUGUUGCUGCUGUGCGACAUUGGUCUUUGCAUCAAUUUGACGUCCAAAAUGCCUUCCUCCAUGGCGAUUUGGAUGAAGAGGUUUAUAUAUUGCCUCCUCCAGGCCUUCGUCGACAGGGGGCGAAUAUGGUACGAGGUGCUUCUUUUACAGCAGUGUUACUUUAUGUAGAUGAUAUGAUCAUCACAGGAAACGAUAACACCGCAAUUGAAGAGCUUAAGAGAUUUUUACACAACAAUUUUUGGAUCAAGGACUUAGUCCAUCUAAAGUACUUCCUUGGAGUUGAGGUUGCCUACUCAAAGCAAGGUAUUGCUAUUUCCCAGCGUAAAUACACUUCGGAUAUACUUGAGGAUGCAGGUAUGAUUGGAGCAAAACCAACUAAAUUCCCAAUGGAACAAAAUCAAAGGCUCACACCUUCAGAUGGUGAACUACUCAAAGAUCCAUCACAAUAUAGACGCCUCAUUGGUCGGCUUAUAUACCUCACCAUCACAAGGCCGGACAUCACAUUCUCGGUCCAUGUUCUCAGCCAAUUUAUGCAACAACCAAGGAAACCUCACCUUCAAGCAGCGUACCGUGUCCUACGUUACUUGAAGAAGGCACCAGGCCAAGGUGUCUUAUUCCCAUCACAUGGUAAGCUGCAAUUGAAAGGAUACUGUGACGCUGACUAG
Messenger RNA from Prunus persica (peach), 735 nucleotides. RefSeq lists its product as uncharacterized. The record is from RefSeq and is a predicted model, not a curated record. The transcript is spliced from 2 exons. NCBI's taxonomy places the organism in Eukaryota, Viridiplantae, Streptophyta, Magnoliopsida, Rosales, Rosaceae. Bases 1 to 735 code for a protein of 244 amino acids.